UUCACCAAUUCUCUAAAAACAAAGAUCUGUUAUCAUGAGGCGGCAACACCACGCAGUAAUGGACAACAAACUCGCUAUAUGUAUUUCAGUUUUCCUCUUUCUUAUCCUUGGAGUAAAAACAGAUGCCGAAGAUGAUUUAGGAAAAGGCCUUGGUGAAAGCUAUGAUUGGCAUACAUUACAAGAUGGACUUAAAAUUUCUCAAGAAACAAGAAAACCAUUAAUGCUGAUCAUCCAUAAGUCCUGGUGUGGGGCCUGUAAAGCUUUUAAACCCAAGUUUGCUGCAUCUAGUGAAGCACAGGAACUGAGUAAGGAGUUUGUUAUGGUGAACACAAUAGAUGAUGAAGAACCAACUGACAAGAAGUACUCCCCAGAUGGAGGAUAUAUUCCUCGCAUCCUCUUUCUUGACUCCCAAGGUGAAGUACACCAAGAACUGUAUAACAAAAAUGGAAACCCAAAAUACAAAUUCUUCUACUUUGAUGAUGAAACAGUUAUAACAUCAAUGAAGGAGGCCCUAGAGGUGUUAGGAUCUCGCUCUACAAAAAGUGAUGAACUUUAGCUAUUUACUACAACCAUGAUAGCUCUCAAUUCAGUAGGGAGUAAUGUUCAGUAGAAUCUCAAUUCUCUCUUUUAAUUCUAUUUAAUCCUCAAAUGCAAUACAGUACAGUAUAAGACUAUACAGUAUAUACAUUUAUAUUUAUUUUAUAUUUUCCAAAGCAAUAAGCCAGAACUUUGAAGGGCUCAGUGUAAGACAGACAAAGAAGACAUUGGAACAAAUAAUGAAGAUAUGAGUAGGAAAAAUAAAAAAAAUGUGAUGGUGAUAUUGAGGGGUAAAUCAUUGUUGAAAAGGAUGUGUUAUCCACCAAAAUCCUUCCUGAUAACAAGCUGUGAAAAUAUUCACCAGCCCUAAACAACCCUGGGAUAAAAGUGAUAAUUAUGAGGUUGCCCAGAAGUUACAAUUGAAAAAGAGUUCUUCCAAUAUAUGAUAAAGGUGGAGUGUACUGGUAAUGGAUAGACAGAUUACUGAUCACCAUGUUAUGCAGUUAAAUCUAAUGAUAUCAUAUAUGACUGAGUUGCAGAGAAAUACCAUUACCCACUCCAAGAUCACUUAUUAUUGAAAGGAUACAAGUACUAGUGUGACAAAUAAAUGGCACCCUCUACUCCAGCAGUCAUCACUCCUACAUCAGCAUUAAAAAUGGAGGUGACCUUCACCAGCAGCAAAGAUCUUGUUGAAGUUUCCCACAAACCUGUUGUUGAGUGUCCUGCCUAUCACCUCCACACUUGUAACUGAUGCCAACAUUUAUAACACUUACUGUAGUAGACCACAUCUGAGGACAGGACUUUGUGUGGCGUGUAAAAUAGUGCUGUAUUGUACUGUACUUUAGAAAUGUAAAUAGGUACCACAGUAGGUAUAUAUUACAGCUGUAUAUUAAUGACUGAUAAAGUACUGUAUUAUCUAUGUUGUCAGAUGUAGCAACAGUUCUGUUAAACCAUGAAUACUUAUUAAAUUGCCAGUCAUUAAAAGAAAACGUAAAUGUGUAGGGGAGCAAUUAAAGUCACAACAGACAAGAAGACUGAAACAGUAAUUGGUUAGAAAUGCAUAUGGAGUUGGGUUAAGCAGUCCCCCACCAUAGUAUGGUAUUGGUAUAAGAAAGAAUCAGAUAUUUUGGAGUUUAACAAGUUGGUAUGUCAUUUUGGAUUGGAUAUUAUGAGGUGAUGAAAUGCAGGCGAUUGUGUGGCAAAAAAGUCAGUAAAACUAUGUUGAUAGAAGGAUUAUGAAGAUGAUCGAGAGAAACAUAAACACCCCCCCCUUCCCCAUGUUCUUUACAGUUGAAAAAAUUUGGAAGUGAAUGUGACAUGUUGAUUAAUAGAGAAAAAAGAAAAUGGGGUGAUGAAGCUGAAUGGAUAAAGCACUUGCCUCCUGUCCUAAAAUUACUGGUUCUUGCCCAGUGCACCCCACUGUAUUCAUAUGUGAAUGGGUGUAUGAUUUUGCAAUUGGGAAAAGAAAAGUGGUUGAGUGCAGUUCAGCCUCCUUAUGUACCCAAAAGACUACGUCUAUGGUAUACUGUAUCCACAUUUGACACCAGCAGGCUGCUGUGCCUCUGGGACAGCAGCCUGCUACACUGGUAGAAUGGUUUUGUUUAGGUCACCUUUAGUAAUAGCAGUUUGUUUGAUGAAUUAAUCUGCCUUAAUUAUUUUAAAUAAAAUGAAAUAGGUGCUUAUUAAUGAGAGAUUAAUAUUGAUCUACUGCAUUAAAUCCUCUCAAUACUGGCUUCCUCGUAUCAAAAAAGCGUAUCACAUCCUGGGUUGAGAUACAACUUGCCAAUGCAUGGUUUAUUUUUCUCAACAUCUGGUGUGUGUGCUACACAUGUUCCCAUGUGAAAGACUACCUCAGAGACACCACCCAUACCUAUGCACUGUUCUUUUUGAUUAAGCACACCAAGUGGAGGCUGUGAUGGGCUGUCCCUGGUUGCCUAGCUUUCCCAGGCAAUCUCUCAUAAGUACAGUACUGCUGUGGGUGCAAUACUUUACACAGUUUAUGUGUUGCACUUAAAUUUUAUGGCUUGUAUACGUACAUGUUUUUUAAGUUUUUCACCUUGACUGAGGUGUUGAGAAAGACU
Messenger RNA from Homarus americanus (American lobster), 2618 nucleotides. RefSeq names its product thioredoxin domain-containing protein 12-like. The transcript has 4 exons. Gene Ontology annotation, cellular component: endoplasmic reticulum. The coding region runs from base 35 to 556 and encodes 173 amino acids. The record is from RefSeq and is a predicted model, not a curated record. NCBI's taxonomy places the organism in Eukaryota, Metazoa, Arthropoda, Malacostraca, Decapoda, Nephropidae.